Messenger RNA from Arthroderma uncinatum, 669 nucleotides. RefSeq names its product Mis12-Mtw1 family protein. Gene Ontology annotation, biological process: cell division; mitotic sister chromatid segregation. Bases 1 to 669 code for a protein of 222 amino acids. The record is from RefSeq and is a predicted model, not a curated record. Gene Ontology annotation, cellular component: MIS12/MIND type complex. NCBI's taxonomy places the organism in Eukaryota, Fungi, Ascomycota, Eurotiomycetes, Onygenales, Arthrodermataceae. The transcript has a single exon.
AUGCAAGUAGUUGACUACGACGAGGAUGUCGAAGGCUUCCAGUUCACUCGAGCGGGUAACACCAAGAAAUCGAAACAGACGAAUGGAACGGUAUCAAACGGUGUUUCAGAAGGAAGCUCGACAUCAGAGCUUAAGACCACUACUUCCAUUCCGCGGCAGAAGAAGAAGUUGGUCACGACGCGAAAGCAAGCGACGAAUGGUGUUAUAGAACCGUCUUCAGAACCUGUAGAUAAUAAAUCUGCGCGAACCAAAACAAAGCGGUUGGCUCAGGAGGCUGUUGACCCUAUACCUCAAAAGCAAUCAAAAUCUCGGAACAAGAUACCUGAAUUUGAGCCUCCUCCCAUUAUUGUGGCUAAGAAACGGAAACCUGUAAAGGCGAAGGAUCCAGAGCUGCAUGAACCCCAACAACAGCAAAGACAAGAAAACGGGGAAGCCAUACAAAGUUCGCCGGAAGACUUACGCGAUGCUGGUACAAAAAUUGCACUACCGUUUGCGGACACACCCGUCAUUCAAAGAAAUAAGGAUAUGAGGAAGGAGAAGAGUCGCAAAGGUCAAAGAAGAAGUAGCUUGAGUCUUCGAGGACGCAGAGCAAGCUCGUUGAUUGAUAGCGGUACUUCAAAUGGUGCGGUUGUCCCUGGAACAUAUUUUGCCCUUCUAGGGAAUUGCUGA